AUGGCAUUUGGGAUCAUGGCUUCCACACCAGACCUUUCCCAACCCGACGAAAAAGACAUCGCUAUCGACCCCGACGACAGCGUCUCCAUGACCUCAGACUCAUCCACGAUACAUCUCAGGACACCAACGUCCUCAUCGAUAUCCUCGUUUCAUCGCAGCAACAACAUCCCCUACAUCAUCCGAGACUGCGCUCCCGGCCCUGGCUCGACCUACAUCAUAGUCCACAAGUCCGGGGGCGAGAACAAGGCGCUCAUCAUCGUCGGGAAGCACCUGCGUCUGGCGACUCCCCUCGAACUACUUCCCAACCCGCCUGUUCUCAACUCGGCCCAAGCCAAGACGUUUGCGGGCAUCUGCAACUGGCACUGGCAUUGCCAGGAGUCGGACGGCUGGCUUGGUUUUCGCAAUGCAGCAACAGGGCGGUGGCUUAACAGCGCCGUGCCUACCAAGACGUCGGAGUCGGUCGCUAUCCAAGCGAGCUCCACCGAGUUUGCGGUGCUUGAACAGUUCUGUGUCAGGAAAAAGAAAGACGAGGAGGAGGGAUAUGCGCUGCUCAAGAGAGUGGACCUUCCGAGGAGGCCUGUAUGUCUUAUGCCGGUUGGGUUCAAUUUUAGUACCCUGACUACCCCCGCUUUCGAGAACGGGCAUCAGAGCUUUCUCGCGGCGAAUUCGAUACAUACGCAAAAGACGUCUUGGGAAUUUGUCAAGGUGGACCAUGGGUUUGUUUCCUUAUGA
Messenger RNA from Sordaria macrospora k-hell, 732 nucleotides. RefSeq lists its product as uncharacterized. The record is from RefSeq and is a predicted model, not a curated record. Lineage: Eukaryota; Fungi; Ascomycota; Sordariomycetes; Sordariales; Sordariaceae.